UUGAUUAACGGAAAGCGUGGAGUAACAAUCUCACUGUUGUAUGCUAGUUGUGAAAAGCGUCAAACUAGGAAAUUAGCCGGAUAGUUGAAGAAUUCAUGGUGUCUAGCUGGCCACGGAAGGAGUUCAGUUGUUAACCAUUCAUUUCAAGAUGGAUUCCGUUGAGUUUAUCAAGAAAUGUUCAAAUCCCUAAUCUCCUUCUGCACAAUAAGCUUCACAAUCCUAUUAGUAUUGUUGUUAUGUGAAGAAAGUCGUGGAGAUACACCAGCGAACUGUUCUUAUUCGGAUGCAAUUGGUCAAUGGGUGUUUUAUGUAGGCGAUUACAAGUCGAAAUGCCCCAGUAAAUUUAAGCCUAAAAGGGUUGUGACUAUGAAGAUACAAUAUCCAGAUAUUGUGACUGAUUCUUAUGGGAAUAUGGGGAAAUGGACUCUGAUAUAUAAUCAAGGCUUUGAAAUUAUUAUCAAUCAUAGAAAAUGGUUAGUUAUGUUUCACUAUGAGAAGAAAUCGAAGUUUAAUUGUCAUAAAUCGAUGCCUAUGUGGACACAUGACACGUUAAUCCGUCAAUGGUAUUGUUUCACUGCUUCGAAACUUGGUGAGACUCAAAGCCAACUGAAUUACACACUGUCUGGAGAAGAAAUUGACGAAAACAGAAUGUUCACAGUUGAUCCUACCCUUGUGGAUGAAAUCAAUAGACAACAGAACUCUUGGAGAGCGAAAAUGUAUCCAGAAUACUUGAGCUAUACAAUUGGAGAAAUGAGACGUCGAGUUGGUGGCGCAGCGUCUGUGUAUUCAAGAUCACCAUCCAUACAUGCACCAAAGAAGUAUCUGUCAGCGGAAAUGAUAUCAGCUAUUCAACAUUUACCUCGUGAAUUCGAUUGGCUCAAUCCACCUGAAGGUCUUCGUAAUCCAGUGACACCUAUUCGUGAUCAAGGCAAAUGUGGAAGUUGUUACGCGUUUGCAUCCGCAGCUGCAGUUGAGUCUCGUUUACUUCUAGCUAGUAAUUUUACCCUUCAACCUAUUCUAUCACCUCAAGAUAUCCUGGACUGUAGUCCGUAUUCACAAGGUUGUGAUGGUGGCUUUCCUUAUUUAAUUGCUGGUAAAUAUGCUGAAGACUUCGGCAUGGUCACGGAGAAGUGUAAUCCAUAUGCUGGAAAACAAAGAAGUCAGUGUAAAACAAGUAAACAUUGUGAACGAUAUUACACAACCAACUAUGCCUAUCUUGGUGGUUAUUAUGGGGCAACAAAUGAAGAAAUCAUGAAAUUAGAAUUAGUUCAGAAUGGACCAUUUCCUGUUGGAUUUGAAGUGUACAAUGAUUUUAUCUUUUACGAAUCAGGUGUAUAUCGACACACAAAGAUUGAAAAUCAACAUCCUCCAUUCAAUCCAUUCGAGUUAACUAACCACGCUGUACUGCUAAUUGGUUAUGGUGUUGACCAGGAUACAAAUCUACCCUACUGGAAUAUAAAAAAUAGUUGGGGUGGUCAAUGGGGUGAAAAUGGAUUCUUCCGAAUACUACGUGGUUCAGAUGAAUGUGGUGUGGAAAGUCUUGCUGUUAAAUUUGAUGUUGUAUUUUAAUGUGAAGAAGGCGAAAAUUGUACCCUUAUAAUGUAAUUAAACAAAGUAGAUUAAAUGAAUGAACAGCG
Trichobilharzia regenti is the source of this 1637-nucleotide messenger RNA. The record is from the annotation of a GenBank genome assembly. NCBI's taxonomy places the organism in Eukaryota, Metazoa, Platyhelminthes, Trematoda, Strigeidida, Schistosomatidae.